Phytophthora nicotianae INRA-310 is the source of this 2440-nucleotide messenger RNA. RefSeq lists its product as hypothetical. Gene Ontology annotation, biological process: protein ubiquitination; rescue of stalled cytosolic ribosome. Gene Ontology annotation, molecular function: ribosome binding; nucleic acid binding; ubiquitin protein ligase activity. The coding region runs from base 93 to 1757 and encodes 554 amino acids. The record is from RefSeq and is a predicted model, not a curated record. The transcript has 3 exons. NCBI's taxonomy places the organism in Eukaryota, Oomycota, Peronosporomycetes, Peronosporales, Peronosporaceae.
GUCUGGUUCAUCCUUCAUAUCUCUUCUCAACCGUCCUGUGCGCUGUACCCACAUAUCUAAGCAUCUAGGCGCCACACGGCACGCAGCACCCCAUGGCGAGCGUGGCAAGCAGCUCCGCUACCAGCAGCAUCGCGUCAGCCUCCACACUAUCAGCGUUGACGCCCGCCUUCACGAUGGUGCCGAGUUCCGUUCGCCGACGUGCCGCCAACGGCCCAGCACCCACCACCGACCAGGACGCAUCAGGCCAACGCAAACGUCGCCCCCGGCCUCGUCACCGCAAAAAGAAAGACUCUGCUCCUCCACUAGAACAAAACGAAGCGGAGACUGCAGCAGAAGAGAAAACGAAGCCCAAGCGACGGCAGAGACCUACCAAAAAGAAUUCUGCUGCUCAAGACGCGGCGGCUUCUACCUCGACACCCGAAGAGGAUGACGAGCCCGAGUAUUGUAUACUAUGUGCCGAUCCCAUUAGGUUCUUCACUGUGGGUGAAUGCAACCACCACGGUAUCUGCAGCAAGUGCUCCAUGCGCAUGCGACUCAUUAUGGACGAUCGCAACUGUCCCAUGUGCAAGCAGCCACUGGACCGCGUGGUGGUCAGCAGUAUUUCGCGUCCGUAUGAGAGUUUCGAGCUCUGGGGCGACGCAGCUGGACCAGAGUCGGUGCUGGAUGAGCCCUCCGAGAUGAUCUUUGUAGACUGCAAAGCGCACUACUAUGAGCUGCGCAGUCUGCGAGAGUUCAAGUGCAGGAUGAAGCGCUGUCGCGAGCUGAAGCACUCGCUGGGUCAGUUGAAGGAACAUCUACGCCAUGACCACGGGGUGGAGUUCUGUGAGCUGUGCUUGAAUCACCAGUCGUUCUUUAUUCAGGAGCAGGAGGUGUUUACCAAGGGUGCUCUCAAGGGACACAAUAUUGGACGUAGUCGAGGAGGACCCGCGGGGCAGAAACAUGCCAACACGGGCAAAGACUUCCAUCCGAUGUGCCAGUUCUGUCGGAAACGAUUCUACGGAGACAAAGAGCUGUAUGAACAUCUGGAACGCGACCACUUCAAGUGCCAUAUCUGCAAGGUGGAGAACGAGUACUUCCGCAACUAUGCAAGUUUGGAAACGCAUUUCCGUCGAGAGCACCAUUUGUGUGAGGACCGAAGAUGUCUUGAGAUGCGCUUCGUUGUUUUCCCCAACGAUGUUGAGUACCAAGCGCAUAUGAGCUCCGUUCACGGCGUUCACAAUCGGCUACAAUUCAAUUUUCAAGUCGCACGGGGUGGCGGUAACCCUGUUAGUGGGCCGAUCAAUCCCGGUUACGCCGAUGGAGUGCCAGAUCAUUGGAACUACGGUGUCAGUGACCAUCCACCGUCACCUCCAGUUCGACUCGAGGAAGCGUUCCCGGCGCUGCCGACGCCUGUUGGCCCUGCGCCGGCUCCAGUGCUGAGACCAGCUAUUACUCGGCCAUCAAGUAGCCACACGCCUUCAGCUAGACAGAUUCCCACUCCGCCUCGAGGCCAAAUAAUGCGCAACCAGAGACUGGCUCAAGCUCUUGGAGUUAAUCGACCAGGACUUGCUAGUGGAGAUACCGCCGCUUUUGAGGAAGAGAUGAAGACUCCCAACUACUCGGACGAUUUGGUUGCCUGGGGUAAGACCAAUACAAGCUACCUUACGGUGGUUGAACGUCGACUGGAGCGCAUCGUACAGGAGCCGUCAUGCCAUAGCGUCAGUCUGCGAGUGAUGACGGGAGAAGAGGUGCGUUUAGCUGAAGAUUGUAUUGAUUGAACUCUUAACUUAACGUGUGGUUCCUUCUUACAGCGUGCUCUAAUGCACCAGUUGGCUUCGUUUUACGGCGUGGUGUCGGAAUCGUUUGGCGAAGAUCCGCACCGUCGUAUUUCUUUCUUCAAGCGCGAGGAUGCGCGUGUACCCAGCGUGACGUUGUCUGCGCACAUUAGCAAUCUGAACAAGCAGGCGCGUGCGGCUCAAGCUUCGAGUCGACUGAAGUUCCUCCCGAUGCGUGGCAGUACACCUCCUCAGCAGACUGCACCGGUGCCAGCUAGACCUCCUGUUCCUGUCAACCGUGGCUGGGAGCACAUCGAACCUCGUCGCGCCCCAGUUGUUGCCGAUGCUUGGAGUGACGACGAAGACGAAUGUGCUACUGAAGAAGAGGGCACUGCAGACAGCGCCGAUUCACAGGAGCACAACGAGAAGGAAGAAGAGAAGUCGUCGCCAGUAACUGCGAGUGUUGCGGAAAGCAGCCAUAACCACCAAGACUCGGUUGAAACAGAGGCUCUCAAAGCGAAAGUUGCCGCAAUCAAGUUAGAUGAAGAAGAAUGGGAAUAGGCUGGUUCGGAUAUGUGUUAAGCUGUCACUUAAUAAGAACGAGGUGCCAAGUUAUCACUAACUGUUGGUUACACGGUAAACAAUGUAGCCGCUUGCUACCGAGAUGACGCCAACAACUAUCAGCA